Papaver somniferum (opium poppy) is the source of this 1467-nucleotide messenger RNA. RefSeq lists its product as uncharacterized. The coding region runs from base 1 to 1467 and encodes 488 amino acids. The transcript is spliced from 2 exons. Gene Ontology annotation, molecular function: zinc ion binding; nucleic acid binding. NCBI's taxonomy places the organism in Eukaryota, Viridiplantae, Streptophyta, Magnoliopsida, Ranunculales, Papaveraceae. The record is from RefSeq and is a predicted model, not a curated record.
AUGAAAUAUCAAGAUACUUUAAACUUAUUUGAUAUUUAUUCGGUGUCAGAAGCUUAUCAAAGGGAAUUAUCUUUGGAGAAGCAAUAUGCAAGGAGAGUUUCUCAUGCCAAUUGGAGUACUCACACUCAAGAAGGUGUUAAACCGACUACUUCUACAAUGCCAACUACUCGAGCUAUAACUAUUACCAUUCCAUCUAAAUCCAACACCUCUCAACAAGUCUUUCAAGGUAAAUGUAACAAGUGUGGAGAAGAUGGACAUAAAGCAUAUGAUUGUACGAAGAGUGAUCGCCCGGGGAAGAACUUACUUGUUCAAGGUGAUGAUGAAUGUGAUGCAUAUUUGGAUCUUAUGGAGCUACCAAUAUUUGAUAAAGAACCUGACGAAAAAUUGGAAGAGGAGUUUCUCACCGGUGACCAAGGACCAUGUUUGGUUGUGUUGCGUAACUAUUUUACUCCAAAACUCGAUGAAGGUGAUCGAUGGCUACGCCACAACAUUUUUCAAACCACUUGCACAAUUGGUGGGAAAGUUUGCAAGCUUGUGAUUGAUUCGGGGAGUUGUGAAAAUAUCGUUUCCGAAGAAGUGGUUUGCAAGUUAAAGUUAGAGACAAAAGAACACCCUUCUCCAUAUUCUUUAUCAUGGCUUAACCAAGGGAGCGAGACAAAGUUUGAUAUGAUGUUUUUUAUGAUGGAUGCAUGUCAUUUACUUCUUGGGCGACCUUGGAAAUAUGAUCGGUUUGUGAAUCAUGAUGGGAGAACAAACAACUAUUCGUUCAUGUGGAGGAAUAAGAAGUUGACUCUUGUACCCAGUCGUGAGCUUAUGCCUAAGCCACAAAAUAGUGAUGGUAAAAAUAUACUUACUUAUCACAAGUUCAUAGAAGAGUUGUAUAAUUCAGAGGUUUUCUGUAUACUUCAUGUUAAAGAAUCUCCAUCGUAUGAUUUUGUGCCACCGCUAGUCAAGCCAAUUAUCGAAGAAUUUCAAGAUGUUUUUCCUACCGACUUACCCGAUGUAUUACCACCAUUAAGGGAUGUGCAACACCAAAUUGAUCUAGUAACCAGUUCAAGUACUCCCAACAAAGUCCACUACCGAAUGAGUCCCAAAGAACAUGAAGAAUUACGACGCCAAGUUGAAGAGCUUAUAGCCAAAGGUUUAAUAAGACCGAGCCUUAGCCCUUGUGUGGUACCGGCCUUGUUAGUACCAAAGAAAGAUGGUUUAUGGCGUGUUUGUGUGGAUAGUAGGGACAUCCAUAAAAUCACAUUCAAGUACCGAUUUCCAAUUCCUCGUUUGGAUGACUUACUUGAUCAAUUAAGUGGAGCAUGUGUUUUUAGCAAACUUGAUUUUAAAAACGGGUAUUAUCAAAAUCGUAUCAAGGUGGGGGAUGAAUGGAAGACCACUUUCAAGACUCGAGAUGGUUUGUAUGAAUGGAUGGUUAUGCCAUUUGGGCUCUCAAAUGCUCCAAGUACAUUUAUGUGA